Molecule: messenger RNA, 712 nt
Organism: Racocetra persica
Lineage: Eukaryota; Fungi; Glomeromycota; Glomeromycetes; Diversisporales; Gigasporaceae
Source: the annotation of a GenBank genome assembly
AUGACUGAACCUGAUAUUCGUGUGGUUGCAGCUAUUGAUUUUGGUACAACCUAUUCAGGCUAUGCGUAUGCUCAUAAAGCGAACCCUAGUGAAAUCUUUGCUAACACUGAUUGGCAAGAAUAUGAAGGAAGAUUCAAAACCCCAACAGUUUUAAAAUACAAUGAUAAUUGGAAGCUUGAAAGUUGGGGCGCUCCAGCUUUAACUGAAAGACCAAAAAGGAGGGGAAAUAAUAUUAGUAAAAAACCCGUUGAAUUGUUUAAACUUCAUUUAGGAAAUAUGGAAAAUAAACCUUCACUCCCUCCUGGCCUUGAUUAUAAAACCGCAAUUACUGAUUAUUUAAGUGAGAUGACAAAAUCUCUUAAAACAACCUUAGAAACUCGUUGGCCAAUGGUUGACUUUUAUAGUCAAGUUUGCAUUGUCAUUACGAUUCCUGCAGAGUUCGAUGCUACUGCAAUUGCUACAAUGCGUAAUUGUGCGCAAAAGGCUGGCUUGAUUCAACAAAAAGACACUCCUAAUUUAUUGUUUACAACUGAACCUGAGGCAGCAGCUAUACAUUGUAUGAAAGCUUUAAAAGAGCACGAUUUGGGUGUAGGAGAUUCGUUUAUGGUAGUUGAUUGUGGUGGAGGUACUGUUGAUUUAACAACUAGAAAACUUUUAGCCGGUAAUAAAUUAAGCGAAAUAACUGAACGCGAAGGUGACUAUUGUGGUGGAA